This is a messenger RNA of Owenia fusiformis, 2192 nucleotides long. The record is from the annotation of a GenBank genome assembly. NCBI's taxonomy places the organism in Eukaryota, Metazoa, Annelida, Polychaeta, Sabellida, Oweniidae.
AUUAAUUUCGAAAUAAGAGGAACUAGAUCUUUUAGAGCCUAAAAUUGUCACGUCAAUGAAAUGAUAGUAUAAACAGAAAAUUUUAUACCCAAAAUAUAACUAAUAAAGAAAAUUCUACAAGAAUGAGGCAUGUUUACGAAAGCAGCUGUACCAGCCAUUGAAUAAAUGGUGACUCUGUAUGAUAGAAUUCUAAAAAUAGGUUGGCACGUGAUUGAAUACGCUGAUUUGAUUGGUUAGACGUCAAAGAAACGUCUCGAUUUCGCAAUUCUGUAGAGAAACGUAGCAACCUCGUCAUAUUGAGUUCAGAACGAAAGAGUGAGGACGGGAAGAAUACUAACCAGUUUGAAGCCAUAAUCUUUGAUUAUUUGGAGUUAAAUCUUUUAUUGAAGUAUUAAAUCGAAAAGAGGAUAUACAGGUCUUCAAUUUGAGACAUUUUACGGCCAGAUUAAGGAAUAUUUGACCGAAUUUAGGCUAGAACUGUUAUCAACUGACUGAAUUUUUGGUGGGAAAAACAUUAUUGAUUUUUUGUGGGAGGACUGCAUACAAAUUAGUGCAACGCCUACAAUUAUUGUUUCGACGCAUUGUGGUAUGCAAUUACCAAGUAUCUUCAUGGACAAUAUGGAAACUAUGGAAGGUAUAAAUAUUGAAAUGAAAUCUCACAGGAGGAGAAGGCGAGGAAAGGGCAAGAAACUGAAGAAAAAGUUGAUGAAGAAAAUGAAAUCCUUUGUUGAAAGUCAGAGUGAAACAGAAUCAGAGAAUGAACUAGAAUAUCGUGAAAAAAGAGACUUUAGAGUUAACUCAGGACCUUACAACUACAAUCCCAAAGCUCCUAUGAACUCAACCCAGUAUAUAAUGGACGAUCAUGAUAAUAAUCACGAACUAUACACAGAUUUUGAAGUGUCUUCAAUAAAACCUGUUGAUAUUGCAGUUGCGCCACACCCAGCAGACAUACCUUAUCAUUCUCCUGCUUAUGAAGACAUUAACUACGAAUAUGAAUCGCCAGAUGAUGUUAGCGAUUCAUUUUCAUUCAUAGAGAAGGACUUUGAAGCCGCAUUUCAAAGUGUGAGGGAAGAUGAACUCUGGGAAAUGCCAAAAAAUAAACUUGUGACUGGCUUCAUCGAUUUAGAAAAUAAACUAUUGCAAUUAGAAAAUAGAUUAGAGUCAUUGGAAAGAGAACAGUUUGAAAAGGAAUUUAUGACAUCAGAUUCCGAUUCAGACUCAAAUCUCGAUGAAUCGUUUGAGGAAACUGUUCCUAUCUCUACAUUAUUAGAGGAACUACAUCAGCUACAAAAUGAAAACCAAAAAUUAGAAGCUGAACAUAACAGUCUAAAAGCUGUAUAAUUUUAUUCCAGGAAUGAUCGCUUUGCAGAAGUGACAAAAUUCUACAAUAUGACCGACACAAUUGCGCAACUAGACAAAUCUACCGACAAUAUACACAGUUGUUACAUGAUGAUGGUGUCUCGACAGUGCCACAGAACGCAACCGUUCAGGCAAAGAGACCCCUUGAAUAAAUAGCAAAAGGUAAUGAUGGUACUACUAAUCCUCAGACAGUAUUGAAUGUGUAAUAUAUAAUUUAACUACAUUGUUUUGUAAAUAUGGAAUACUGUAAUAUGGCCCACUGGUCAUGGUUUGGCUAAUUAUAAUGACAGGAUGUCUCAUGUUUUUCAUUUUAGCCCGAGGUCUAUGUUUAUGUGAUUUACAUUUUAUAUAAAGUAAUUAACUAGAUGUGUGACAUCUAUUUAUAUGAAGUUAGUUACAUAAAGAUAGAUCACGUCUAAUUAUUUUUUGCUUUAGGGAAAUUAUAGAUUUCUUUGUAUUAUAUAAAAUCUGUUUAAUUUUAAGCUGGGGCCAUACAGCCAUAAAAGGUUGCACUCGACUCUUCACCAAAGGGAGAAUUCACACAGAUGCGGCUAACUGUAAGAACUCAAAGCCAUACAUCAACAUUGGCCACCCCACAUAUGAAACCAUAAAGCUACCUGAUUACCAAGGUCAAAUCAGCUGAUCAGGUACAUGCUGCGUGAUCGAUGUUUUGUGGUUUCUUCAUCAUAGAUACUGAAUCAAUAAACCUAUUGAAUCAGGAAAUAUUGUGAAAGGAUCCAUCUGAUUAUGUUUAACCAUUUCCUUCAUUUUUGUUUGCCUAUACUUGUUAAUGAUUACCCCCAUGUCUUUAUUCAAUUUGUUCCUUUCUAGCU